CGUCUUCUUUUCUUUGCUGCCGCAAACAGAUAGACGCUAAGAGAGAGGUAGAAAAUUGAUAGAGACAGACAGAGAGGUUCUUUGCUUCAGAGAGAGAGAGAGGUGUUUGUUUUCGGUUGUUUGCCCGAUCUGUGCAUAAAGAGUAGAUAAUUUGGAAGCUUCUGGGAAUUGAUAUGAAGGAGGAAGAACUCAGUAUUAAAACCAAUUGAUUGAGGUACGAAGCUGUGUUUUUGCUUCCGUUUUACAAUUGGAUAUUUGGUGCAUGAUAGCAGCCAAUAGCCAUCGUGUUUCUCUGGUUUUGUUAAAGGUUGGAGGCAUCUCUGGCCGAUUCAUUUUUGCUGACCUUGAUGAGCUGUCUGACAAUGAAGCCAAUGUUCCUGUUGAAGGUGAUGCUGGUGUUGCAAGCAUGGAGCAAGAUGUCAAUGGGGACUUGGCAAACUUAAAGACAGUUAACUAUGAUGAUCUGGAUAGUGUUUCAAAAUUGCAAAAAUCACAAAGAUUUGCCGAUAUAAUGCAGCUGUGUUUCAAAAUGACUCUUUUACUUAUUCUUGGCAGAUGUUUUGGUCUCCAAAAAUUUUAAGUCUCUAUAUGUCUGAAAAAUCUAUCCUUUCACUGUUUAUUUAUCAUUUGUUUCUUAUGCUAUGUAGUUGUUUGAAUGUUUCUUGAGUUAAAUUGUAUCUUCACUAAAUAGGAUAAUCCUUUGAUUUAAUCAAAGAAGAGAGAAGCAGGGGAGGAAUCAAAGAUAUCUUUUAUGAGAGUCAUGAGCACAAAAGUGCGAGAAUAGAUUAAAUAAGCUAAAAAAAAAAACAAUUUAAAGUUUGAAUAGAUUUAGUUAUUUGUAUUGGCUCCUCCAUAUGCUUCCUAA
Rosa chinensis is the source of this 865-nucleotide messenger RNA. Its product is annotated as U4/U6 small nuclear ribonucleoprotein Prp31 homolog. NCBI's taxonomy places the organism in Eukaryota, Viridiplantae, Streptophyta, Magnoliopsida, Rosales, Rosaceae. Bases 263 to 580 code for a protein of 105 amino acids. The transcript has 3 exons. Gene Ontology annotation, biological process: mRNA splicing, via spliceosome; spliceosomal tri-snRNP complex assembly. The record is from RefSeq and is a predicted model, not a curated record. Gene Ontology annotation, cellular component: precatalytic spliceosome; U4 snRNP; U4/U6 x U5 tri-snRNP complex.